AUGAACGUCCCAUUCGCUCUCCUCCAAAGGCCGCUCCUCCAGCUUGGCCUGCGCGCCAUCUGCGCCCAGCCAUCAUCUCGUGCCGCGACACGCCUCCUCUCGACAUGCAUCACCUCGACGAAGACGACGACGACGACAACCACACACACACGCUGCCUCGACGGCACUGCACAUGGGCUGCCGCGCUUUGGCAGCAGAGUGGACACCCAAUGGCCCAGUGCGAGGACAUAUGCGACCACCCGCACCAUCGUCAUUGAUCGCUACGAAGACCUGCCCGACGACUAUGUCGACAAGGACGGCCUGCCGUUUCGCACGACCGAGCUGUCGUCGGCCGAGGUGAAGAAGAUCUUCGGACCCAGGACCAAGAGCGUCAACGCCAACCGCCUGCUGAGGAUACUGCACGGCCGCCGGGUCGCGGGCACCCUGAAAGACCCGGCCUACAGCGGCAACACCUUCUCUUUCACCAAGGACGAGAAGCUCAGGGCCAUGGCCUAUCUGCGGAAGAGGGUGCCCGUUGACGAGGUUCUCAACGAGGGUCUGCGCGCCGAGGACGAGCUGCGCGAGCUCGAGCAAGAGGCGGCCGGCGAGGUCAUGGCAGACGGCGACGGUGCAGCGCCGCCCCAGACGACGCAGCAGCACCCCCGAGACCAACAACCGCAGCCGCUGCGUCGCAAGUCCGACUCGGUAUACGGCGACAGCGUCUUCGACAACAUCCGCGCCAGGAACAUCGCCAAGCGCGAGGAGCGCGAGCGCCUCGAGGCCGAAGAGCGCGCCGAACGCGAGCGCCUGCACCCGGGGCCCCUGGCCAAUCUCUCCGACGGCCCAGCGCGCCCGCUCUCGCCGCAGCUGCAAAAGUGGUCCGACGCCGCGACGUCCAACCUCGAGGCGCCCCCCGAGAUGACGCACGUGGAGCGCCUGCUGCCGGCGACGACCCUCGUCGUCCUCGUCGUCGCCGCCCUCGCCGGCUUCGCCGCCGUCUACACGCCGCCCGCCCAGCACGACCGCCUCUUCCCCGAGGUCUCGCUGGCGACCGCCACCGUCGCCACCCUCAUCGGCCUCAACGCCCUCGUCUUCCUCGCCUGGCGCGUGCCGCCCCUCUGGCGCCUCAUGAACCGCUACUUCCUCCUCGUCCACGGCCUGCCGCGCCCGGCCUCGCUCGUCCUCGCCUCCUUCAGCCACAGCACCUUCCUGACCCAUUUCCUCCCCAACAUGGCCGCCCUCUGGGUCCUCGGCACCCUCCUCCACGACGACGUCGGCCGCGCCCACCUCGUCGCCCUCUACGUCGCCUCGGGCGCCGCCGGCUUCCUCGGCAGCCUCUACUGGCUCACCCUGCGCGGCCACCUCCUGUUCUCGUCCCUCGGCGCCUCGGGCGCCGUCUACGGCCUCGCCGGCGCCUACUUUUGGCUCCACCGCUUCGACCACUUCAAGAUCCUCGGCUUCCCGCCGGCGCCCCUCGAGGGGCCCCAGGGCCUUGCCUUCCUCGGCCUCAUCGUCGGCGUCCACGUCUUUGCCUUUCUGCGGCCCAAGACGACCAUUGACCUCAUGUCCCACAUGGCCGGCAUGGCCGUCGGCAUCCUCGGCGCGUCGCUCGCCAGGGGCGCGAAGCAGCACGGUGGCGCCGCCGCCGCCGCCGCCGCUGCUGCUCCUGCUCCUGCUUCUGCCGCGUCGGACAUGAAGAGGGUCGAUCUCGUCCGGGACGUGCGCGUCACGACGACGUCGGCGGGCGACAAGGGCGGCGGAUCUGCGUAG
Verticillium nonalfalfae is the source of this 1749-nucleotide messenger RNA. RefSeq lists its product as uncharacterized. Lineage: Eukaryota; Fungi; Ascomycota; Sordariomycetes; Glomerellales; Plectosphaerellaceae. Gene Ontology annotation, molecular function: serine-type endopeptidase activity. The transcript has a single exon. The record is from RefSeq and is a predicted model, not a curated record. The coding region runs from base 1 to 1749 and encodes 582 amino acids. Gene Ontology annotation, cellular component: membrane.